GGAGUUUUAACGAUUCAUACUGUUUCAUACAAAGAUUCAUAUUGAUAUCAAUCAAUGUUGCAAUCAAAUGUAUAUAUGUGGACACAUUCUGUUCUGAAUUUGGUCUAUUAAUCCUCAUACGUCUACCCAAUAACGGUGAAAUCGUUGUAGUAAAUUCCCCAUGGAAAAUACACAAAAUCAAACUCCUCUAUUCACCAAAGUCGAAUGGAUCCAAUUAAAUGGUAUUGUAGUAAACAAGUAUGACAUUGGAAAGGACGUUUAGGAAUUUACUGAACCACAUGGUACUCAGGCAUACAAACAUAAACACGAAUAAAGUUUAUCACUUAUUUGUUACAUCAGAUGAAACAGUGAUAUGAUUAUGAUGCUUCCAUAACAAUUCUCUGAUUGGAAUUGUAUUCAAAAGUAAAUUCUGUUAGUUGGUACUAACGCUCUCUCAUUUUGAUCUUAGGAAUUUCGAGUCUUUAUGCAAUUAUCACCAUUCUUUCGUAUGCUUCUUAUAUACACGAUCGGUAUGUUUGGUGGAGGACUAAUUGUCCACCUCUACUAUGUACAACAUGAAGAGGAUUUGUAUACAGCAGCACUGUCUGCAGCCAAGUCACCGAAAUUGACAGCAAACGAUAAUACAUAUAAACAGUUGAGUAGGUUAGAUUUAACUUAAAAUGACUAUCAAUUUCUUUAUCGUGUUCCCCUGAAAAUUACAGUUCUUUCGAACGAUUCAAUACACGAACAUGCAUUACAACAUUUAGGUAAGUGUAUUGGUUUUGAUUUGAAGUGGGAAACCACAGUUGUUAUUAAUGGUUUCAAUGAUUAUUCUAAAAAUUGCUUUCAGUUGAAGCAAUACUCGAAAUAUCCAUCUAUGAUUCAGACUGUAGUUUCCGAAUUCUAGCUAAAUAUUAACGAACUGAGUCGUUAUAAAUGUGAAUCAUUUUUUUCAGUCACCAGUGUCUUUACUAAGUAAGUAGGCGAGUUGAGUGGAUGGUUUGUCGUACAUCAAUCUUAUCCAUUUUCGAGAUAGUUCCCAUUUGUAGAAACGCAUUUGGCACGUAUUACUUUCCACUGUUGAAAACAUUUAUGCACCUCUCUGAAUUCAGACCCUUCAGUCGUCUCAUCGUUUCACAUUUUACUCUAUCUAUCCUAAGUGACUCUGUUGGACCAAAUAAAUAGAGAACUUUCUCAAACUCAUACUCACAUAAUUCAUCCAGAAAGUGAAUUGGAAACGUAAAAGCUGGAAACAAUACACACUUUUGUGAAUUUUAUCAACAUAGGUAUUCGAUGAAAGUGUUAAGCUCUCAUCAUCGUUUUAGUAUUGACAGCCCUCACUGAGGUCUUUCAUCUAUUGGAAACAACUUGUUCCCUUCAGUUUUAGCUCCAUAAAGAACCCUCCACGUCUCAACAAUUUCCUCAAAGUCUUUCCUAUGUUUCACCGGAAACCUCAGGAAUUCACUUAACCUAUUUCUUAAUCAGCGAACGAAUACAGCAUAAAAAUGGCAUUGGUAUCAAAGAAACAAGAGAGAUUAUCGUGAUUACGAUCAGCCAUUGUUAUUUAUUUACUAACUCCCCAUUCACAGUUGAAGACAUUUCACUGGUUUAGAAAUGAAAGCAGUUGGAUUAUCUGUAGACUGAUCACCAUAAUUUACGUACCUUCACCAUAAUGUAGUCAGUCGUUUCUCUAUAACUGAGUUGAAUGUACGGUGUAAAAAUAGCAGGAAUACGAAACUGGGUGCAUUUCUCACAGGUAGUGCUGUCAUAUCUUGUGUUCUGUCUAUUCAAAUAUGAAAAUUGAACAUUGUGGUGUCUACAAGAUUUCAAAGCUAUUUCCUAUGAAUAAAUAUUAGCCAAUGAGAGUGGUUGGCUAACACAGAGUACACGGUUAUCUAUUAUCCUCAUUAGUGUUAUCUCAAAUAAAAUGUAAACAGAAUGGAGUUCAGAAUCAAUCAAUUUCAUAAUAAAUGUUCCAUUGUUUAUUCAUGAAGUUGGAAUAUAGUAUUUAGUGAUCACCAAUAUUUUGAGGAAUAUUUAUGAUGUGAUGGCGUGUGUCUUCAAAUGGAACCGAAACAUGCUUGCUAACUACACAUGUUAGUACAGUGUGAUGAGGUUUAUUGGAAUUGACAUUAACCGAAAUACGACAUGGAAUCUAUACAGGAAUGAUUUUAGUGAUGGCAUUGAUGUAUAGACGUGGAAGAUAGAGAAUUCGAACUAGUGGAUCGUGUUCAACACAAAUUUCGUGAGCGCACCGUGAAAAUUUUAAUGAGUUAAUCAAGUGAGAAAUGUCUUGGGUGGGUGUGGAACCUUUGGCUGAAUACAUGUGCUAGCUGAUGGUUUUGCAAAUAUUCAUGGAGAAGAAGAACAAAUUGACUGCCUUACUCUGUGAUGAGUUGCAAUGUUGUGGUUACAUCUAGAAAGUAUGUUGAUUUAUGAAUUAAUGGAUUAGAAAUGUUUGAGAAAUUUCGGUUUUCCAGGAUUGAUGAUAUUUAUUACUUGUAAUGAAACAGUUUCAUAAUCAAAUGAUAUGGCAGAUGACACAGGAGAAAUGACAGUACCGACAGAGUAGUUCGAAUUUAAGAACUUCGGAAAAUGAUCCAUGUACAAUAUAAGUAAAAUCCCAAAAAGUGGAAUAUCUGAUCGAUAGCUCAUAGAGUGGAAUGGACCUCGUUUGAAACAAGUUAGCUUGUGUCAUUCUCCAUACUGUUGAAAUUUUCAAUAAUUUACCCUCAUCUAGAUCCAGUAUUUCCAGCAUAUCUUCGAAAAUAUGAUGAGCUUCAAAUUGUUUCCUUAGAUUUGGUUGAGUUUUCAUUUUUUCGAUAUACGUUUUUACUUUUCUGACAGCCAGGAUUUGGAGGUCUAUGUCAUGUUUAUUGUGGUGGUUCAACUGUACCACCUAACUUCUGAUGAUGAGCUGUUCAAACACUGAGUCUUAGAGGUAGAGACAUGUUUAAAAUUUUCAUUAUUUCUUCUCUUCGUUUCAGCUUGGCCAAUCGGGUCACAAAUAUGUCGUCUCCAUUCUGAUAAAAAUUCAAGUAGAGUAUUCCGGGAGGAUGUCUUGUCUCGUCUAUACAUUUAAGUUCUUUUCGGAUUUCCAAUUCACUAGGUGUGUUGCUAUUGAGUGUGAAUCAAUGCACAACAUCUGUUUCACUAUGUUGAACUUGUGUUGAUCUGUGAAGUAACUAACUCUUUUCAUAAGUUGUGUAAGUGAACGGGUACCUUCGAAAUGUGGUCAGUAUAACACGAGAUUUGUAGAUUCAAGACUCUUACUAAGGAGUAUAUGUCAGCUCAUGUGAUACAGAUGCAUUAACUGCAUUUUCUCCCUACUGAAAAUUCAGUGAACAUUGUUUUAAUUGUUCUCAUUGUUUUAGUUAAGUUUCUUGACUACUCAGUCAGUCAGUCAGUCAAUUUCUCUGUUUAUGCCAAUUGACUUACUUUAUUCAGACAAACGGUGGCAGUUCGCAGUCUCGAAUGUCAAAUUAAUUUUCCUCGUCUUAGAGGAAGAAUUAGACGAAUCUACAUUGUUUCUAUUCUUGUAUACUUUCCUUCCUACCUGUAGCCGAGGCAACAUUGGCUAACGUAUUGGCUAAACAAGUACGUGUGUUCUGUUGGAUACUAACAAUGCCAGCGAAUCAUAAAUCAAAAGCUGUUCAUGUGAAAGCUACGUGGGCUGGUCGAUGUAAUAACUAUUUAUUCAUUAGUAGUGAAACUGAUUCGCAUCUUCCUUCAAUAGCUGUUAUCAAUGCUGAAGGUCGCAACUUAUUGUGGAAUAAAACAGCUGGAGCCAUAAAAUACAUGGCAAAACAUUAUGCCAAUGAUUACGAUUACUUCAUGAAGGCGGAUGAUGAUUCAUAUGUGAUUGUAGAGAAUCUGCGCAAAAUUUUACAUAAAGAAAAUCCCGAUAAACCAUUUAUCAUGGGCAGACGAUUCAAGCCAUUUGUUAAACAAGGAUAUAUGUCCGGUGGUGGAGGAUAUGUGCUAUCUCGAGCUGGUCUGUUGAAUAUCGCUAAUGGUUUGGAAAAUAAUGCCGUUUGUCAAAGUAAUAAACAUGCAUUCGCUGAAGACGUGAAACUUGGAUCUUGUGCUGAAGCUACAAAUGUUUCAGUAAUUGAUAGUCUAGAUGCAGAAGGACGUGAAUGCUUUCAUCCGUUCUCUCCAUCACAUAUGCUUACAAAAGACACAAACGGCUACCCAGAAUGGUACCUAAAGUACAAUUACCACAGAAUAGAUACAGGAUUCGAUUGUUGCAGUGAUUAUGCUGUCUCAUUUCAUUAUAUUAGACCUGAAGAGAUGUAUCUCUAUGAAUAUAUGCUGUAUCAUCUACAUCCUUAUGGGAUACAUCGAGAUUAUAUGGAUUUAAUGAAUUAUUUACAACAGAAUAGAAUUUCCUGAUACAAUAUCACUAUUAUUAUUAUUAUUAU
Molecule: messenger RNA, 4403 nt
Organism: Schistosoma guineensis
Lineage: Eukaryota; Metazoa; Platyhelminthes; Trematoda; Strigeidida; Schistosomatidae
Source: the annotation of a GenBank genome assembly